This is a messenger RNA of Haliotis rufescens (red abalone), 1611 nucleotides long. Its product is annotated as ribosomal RNA processing protein 36 homolog. The record is from RefSeq and is a predicted model, not a curated record. Gene Ontology annotation, biological process: maturation of SSU-rRNA from tricistronic rRNA transcript (SSU-rRNA, 5.8S rRNA, LSU-rRNA). Gene Ontology annotation, cellular component: 90S preribosome; nucleolus. The transcript is spliced from 10 exons. Bases 99 to 1184 code for a protein of 361 amino acids. NCBI's taxonomy places the organism in Eukaryota, Metazoa, Mollusca, Gastropoda, Lepetellida, Haliotidae.
AGUAUUCGUUUUGGAAAUCGCAUUUCAACAUUUACAUAUACCUGUUGCUGUCAGUGCACGUGUUGUUUGUAAACAUAAGAAGUCAAUGAUUGUCAGAGAUGAGUUCUAGUGAUGAUGAAAUAGACGUGUUCCGAAAAAAAGUUUUAAGUAUCAACCCCACAUCGAGUAAGAUUUCCAAGAAAGGACCAGUGGAACAAGAUUCAGACAGUGAUGAUUCAGACAGUGAUGACUCAGACAGUGCUAUGUCAGCAGAUUUUCCGUCAAAUUAUUCAAUACCAAAACAAGAAUUGUCUUCAGAAUCUGAGAGUUCAGAACUUGACACUCAACAGCAUAAAAAGUCAGUGAAAUUGAAACCUGUGAAAACUAAAACUAAGGACAAAAAUGAUACCAAAGUACAUAAAGUGACGAAAGGAACGAAAAGGAAGUUGAAAAUGAAAGAGGAGGAACCUGAUCAGUCAGAAGAUGAGCCUGAGGAGGUUACCAUGAGUAACGUAGAAAAGGUUUCUCCUGAAGAUGGGGAAGAAUAUACUGCAAUAAGAGAAGAGUUGUCACACAUGUCGUUUGAGGAACUACAGAAGUUGAGAGAUCGCUUGGGAGUAAAGGUCUACAAACAAGUGAUGAAAGGUGAAAGAAAACAAACACAUCAUCUUUCCACAGCGAAGAGGAGUUUCAAACGAGAAAAUAAAAAUAGACCAAUGGAAGCAUCAUCCAAGAAACCAGUGUCCAUUUACAGAGACGUAAUUCCAGUGAAAAAGAGGGUUACUCGGGAUCCUAGGUUUGAUGACAUGUCCGGGAAAUACAACGAAGCCAUCUUCAAGAGCUCGUAUGCAUUUCUUGAUGAUGUGAAGAAAAGGGAAAAAGAGAAACUGGCGAAACAGCUGAAGAAGACAAAGAAUGACCAGAAGAAAAAGGAAUUACAGUACUUGAUCAACAGAAUGGACCAGCAGGCAUCUGCUGACAAACAGAAGCAGACGAGGAAAGAGCUGGAGAAGGACUGGAAGAAGAAGGAGCUAGGUCGGGUGGUGGAGGGCAAGAACCCAUACUUCCUCAAGAAAGGUGACUUACGGAAGCUGGAGCUGGCCGAGAGAUUUAAGGAGCUGAAGAAGACAGGUAAACUUGACAAGUACAUGGGGAAAAAGAGGAAGAAGAACGCGAGCAAGGAGAAGAAGAAGCUGCCAGACUAGACCAUCUACCACUGGACUGCGAUUGUGCUGUAGCACGUGUAAUAAGAACCAGACAGUGCAACAAUUCUAAUAAUGACAAACGUUAAAUAUGAGGACAAGAAAGAUACUUGAAACAAUGUGAACGUUUGUUACCAAUCAGUCAUAAAAUAUGACUGUAUUGAUUUAAUAUUAUGGAGGGGAUGAAAAUGCUUAUGUUCAUAUUUGCUUAAUUAAUUUUGGGUAAAAGGUCCGUAUUCAAAUUCUCUACAUGUAUGGUGACAAUACUUCUUUGAAAACCUACAUUGAUGUUCAGAUCCACAGAACAGACUUGGUUUGAGAUGUCAAACAUGUACUUGUUAAGAAGAGUUACUGCAUAAAUCAAGCAAGACAGGCUUUGAAAGGCUGAACAAAGUGCUCUUGUUUUGAAAUAAAGAUGUGUCCUAGCCAA